Anopheles aquasalis is the source of this 762-nucleotide messenger RNA. It is a transcript of the gene mRpL43, whose product is annotated as mitochondrial ribosomal protein L43. Gene Ontology annotation, biological process: mitochondrial translation. Gene Ontology annotation, cellular component: mitochondrial large ribosomal subunit. Gene Ontology annotation, molecular function: structural constituent of ribosome. NCBI's taxonomy places the organism in Eukaryota, Metazoa, Arthropoda, Insecta, Diptera, Culicidae. The record is from RefSeq and is a predicted model, not a curated record.
CAACCACCGAUGUGUGCGUGAUUCUUUGUUGCUUUGGCCCCGGUUUUAGUUAAAACACUUUGCGUGAAACGCCUUCCUGGGAGUUCGUUCCGCUGUCGCCGACCACUGUUUGGACCGAAGCAUGUCCAAUUCACAUCUAUUCCUAAAAUCCGGAUUCCCGCGGGCACCGCUACAGAAUGGGAUCGGCCGCUACGUGUGCCAGCUGCAGCGAAUCACGCUAAAGUACUGCAAAACCUCCGGUUCCAGCAAGGGAAUGCGGGAGUUCCUCGAACACGAGCUCGUCGAUUUCAGCCGGGCCAAUCCGGGAGUUGUGGUGUACGUUAAACCGCGGCGCCAUCGCACGGCCGUAAUGUCGGCGGAAUUCUUGAACGGCGAGCGUAAGUGGAUCAACUGCCGUAACAACAGCCGCGAGGAGAUCUCGAAGUGGGUGCAGGUUCUGAAGCAAUCUAACGGCCAGGCCGAAGAGCUCCGCUUACGUAAACACUGGCACACGGACAGCCCGAGCAUUCAGGGCGCCUGGACACCGUUCACCCAUCGACAUCCAUCGGCCAACGUAACGGCGUUUCCGUCUAAAGAACUAUCACAAACGCGAUUGGCCGAACCUAGUGCCACGGAGAAGCUCCUGGAACUGUAUCAGGCACACCGGGCACAAUCGGUACCCAAGAAGGAUCCCGCAUCCGAGGGAACACCGUAGCUACGGAUCACGACAUUGCGAGUGGAGUGUGUAGAAAUAUAGAAUAAAAGCCGUAAUUAUGCUUCCAA